CGAUAUUACAAGUAUGCACCAAUCAAUCAGAGAUUUAGACUAAAGUAAUCAAAUGUUUGGUCUAAUGAUAUUCUAUGUACUUUACUUCCUGUGGUCACCAGGACAGAGCUAGCCCGUCCUCCUCCACUCUGCCGGCGUCUCCGUGUCACAACUCUCCCGGUAUCGCCUUACUGCUGGGUCUGAAGAGGGUGUCUGUGCGGCUGGUCGACUGCAGGAAAACACCAGGGCAGAGUGGAACUGUGAGAGAAGGACACGAGGAGGGAGAUGGAGAUUUGAUUUCAUCAAGGGACAGCACUAACCAUUCUCUCAGUUGGAGGGGCUUGUCAUCUGUGGAGCCUCAACAACAUCGUAUUGCUGACGAAACAGAGAAGUGUCUCUAUCAAUCAGAACACCCCAAGAAACACCUGCAGAGAUGUAUAGGGAAGAAACCUCAAUACUGCUGCUCUGACUGUAGGAAGAGUUUCACUAGCAGGAGUGACUUCAUUAUUCACCAGUGGAUUCACACCCGAGAGAAACCGUACUGCUGCUCUCAGUGCGGGAAGAGUUUCACUGCUUCUAACGCCUUCCAAUCUCAUCUGCAAAUUCAUGCAGGGGAGAGGCCUUACCCUUGCCUUGAUUGUGAAAAGAGCUUCAAUCAGUCAAGCAACCUGACUACACACCAGCUAACACAAACUGGAGAGAAGCCUUAUAGCUGUGAUCAGUGUGGAAAGAGCUUUGCUGUAGCUUCCACCCUGAGUAGACACCAGGUUACACACACUGGAGAGAAGCCUUAUAGCUGUGAUCAGUGUGGGAAAAGCUUUGCUGUAGUUUCCUCCCUGAUUAGACACCAUCGAACACACACUGGAGAGAAGCCUUAUAGCUGUUAUCAGUGUGGAAAGAGCUUUGCUGUAUCAGAAAAACUAACUAUACACCAGCGAACACACACAGGAGAGAAGCCUUAUAGCUGUGAUCAGUGUGGGAAGAGCUUUGCUGUAGUUUCCUCCCUGAUUAGACACCAUCGAACACACACUGGGGAGAAGCCUUAUAGCUGUUAUCAGUGUGGAAAGAGCUUUGCUCUAUCAGAAAAACUAACUAUACACCAGCGAAUACACACAGGUGAGAAGCCUUAUCGCUGUGAUCAGUGUGGGAAGAGCUUUGCUGUAGCUUCCACCCUGAAUAGACACCAGCUAACACACAGUGGAGAGAAGCCUUAUAGCUGUGAUCAGUGUGGGAAGAGCUUUGCUGUAGUUUCCUCCCUGAUUAGACACCAUCAAACACACACUGGAGAGAAAACUUAUGUCUGUCUAUGUGGGAAGAGCUUUGCUCUAGCUUCCACCCUGACUACACACCAGCGAACACACACUGGAGAGAAGCCCUAUAGCUGUUAUCAGUGUGGCAAGAGCUUCAGUCAAUCAGUACACCUGAAUACACACCUGCGAACACACACAGGAGAGAAGCCUUACAGAUGUGAUCAUUGUGGAAAGAGCUUUAGUCAAUCAGUACACCUGAAUACACACCAGCGAACACACACAGGAGAGAAGCCUUACAGCUGUGAUCAUUGUGGAAAGAGCUUUAGUCAAUCAUUAAACCUGAAAACACACCAGCUAACACACACAGGAGAGAAACAUUAGAUAGACAUACAGUACCAGUCAAAAGUUUGGACACACCUACA
Messenger RNA from Salvelinus namaycush (lake trout), 1651 nucleotides. Its product is annotated as zinc finger protein 2 homolog. Gene Ontology annotation, biological process: regulation of DNA-templated transcription. Gene Ontology annotation, molecular function: DNA-binding transcription factor activity, RNA polymerase II-specific; RNA polymerase II cis-regulatory region sequence-specific DNA binding. Lineage: Eukaryota; Metazoa; Chordata; Actinopteri; Salmoniformes; Salmonidae. The coding region runs from base 75 to 1610 and encodes 511 amino acids. The transcript is spliced from 2 exons. The record is from RefSeq and is a predicted model, not a curated record.